AUGGGAGAAGUGGGUGGCAAGCUCAGAAGAGGCCUCGUGGAGACCCGGGUGCAGCUCGGAGCCACCGCGGAGGUUCUGGAGUCAGAGCACGCCGGGUGGGUGUGUGAAGAGCAGGGAGGAGGCCCGGUCGGUUUACACAACAUUGGGCAGACCUGCUGCCUUAACUCCCUGAUCCAGGUGUUCGUUAUGAACAUGGAAUUCACCAAGAUAUUGAAGAGGAUGACAGUGCCAAGGGGAGCUGCGGAGCAGAGGAGGAGUGUCCCCUUCCAGCUGCUCUUGCUGCUGGAGAAGAUGCGGGACAGCCGGGAGGAAGCGGUGCGACCCAUGGGGCUGGCCUACUGUCUCCAGACGUACAGCGUACCACUGUUUGUCCAGCAUGAUGCUGCCCAGCUCUACCUCACAAUCUGGAACCUGAUUAAAGACCAAAUCACAGAUGUGGACUUGGUAGCGAGGCUGCAGGCCCUCUAUGCCAUUCGCGUGAGGGAGUCCCUCGUUUGCCUUGGAUGUACCAUGGAGAGUGACAGAAGCAGCAGCAUGCUGACCCUCCCCGUCUCUCUUUUCGACAUGGAUUCAAAGCCCCUGAAAACACUGGAGGACGCCCUCCGCUGUUUCUUCCAGCCCAGGGAGCUGUCCAGCGAGGACAAGUGCUUCUGUGGGAACUGUGAGAAGGAGACCUGCUGGAAGCAGGUCUUGACGCUGACCCACCUGCCCCAGACAUUGACCAUCCACCUCAUGCGUUUCUCCAGCAAAAAUCUGCGGACAGAAAAAAUCUGCCACUCACUGUGUUUCCCCCAGAACUUGGAUCUAAAUAAGCUCCUUGAGAUGGAGGGAGAGCCCUGCACUGCUGAGGAGCAGCAUGGGGGACAGUAUGAACUCUUCGCUGUGAUUGCCCAUGUGGGGAAGGCUGACUUCGGUCACUACUGUGCUUAUGUCCGGAGUUCUGUGAAUAGAAGAUGGUUCUGCUUCAACGACUCCAAUGUUUGCUGGGUGUCCUGGGAAGACGUCCAGUGUACCUAUGGAGAUCACAGCUACCGCUGGCGGGAAACUGCAUAUCUUCUGGUUUACAUGAAGAUUGAGUCCUAA
Lipotes vexillifer (Yangtze River dolphin) is the source of this 1083-nucleotide messenger RNA. It is a transcript of the gene USP18, whose product is annotated as ubiquitin specific peptidase 18. Bases 1 to 1083 code for a protein of 360 amino acids. Gene Ontology annotation, cellular component: cytosol; nucleus. Gene Ontology annotation, molecular function: cysteine-type deubiquitinase activity. Lineage: Eukaryota; Metazoa; Chordata; Mammalia; Artiodactyla; Lipotidae. The record is from RefSeq and is a predicted model, not a curated record. The transcript has 10 exons. Gene Ontology annotation, biological process: protein deubiquitination.